UGAUUUGUUCACAUCAACCAAUCAUAGCCCUGGCUGGUGAUGAUGUCAUUCUACCAUGUCACCUUGAACCUCCAAUCAGUGCCAGUUCUGAGACAGUGGUGUGGACCAGACCUGGUUUAGACCCAAAGUACAUCCAUGUUCACCAAGAUGGACGACUGAUGUAUCAAAGUCAAAAUCCAUCUUAUAAUUACCGAACAAGACUGUUUGUGGAUGAACUGCAGAAUGGAAACGUCUCCAUGAAAAUCUUCAAAGUGAAAAUCUCUGAUGCAGGAAAAUACUUUUGCUUCCUUCCUUGGUUAUGGAAGGAAGCUUCCAUCCAACUCGAUGUUGGUGCUGUCUCCCCACCUAUUGUUAGUUUAGCAGGGACUGAUAAAGCCACCGGAGGACUGGUUCUACAGUGUGAGUCUCUAAACGGGACUGGUAUCCAGAGCUGA
This is a messenger RNA of Morone saxatilis (striped sea-bass), 434 nucleotides long. Its product is annotated as myelin-oligodendrocyte glycoprotein-like. Lineage: Eukaryota; Metazoa; Chordata; Actinopteri; Moronidae. The record is from RefSeq and is a predicted model, not a curated record.